Mercurialis annua (annual mercury) is the source of this 2105-nucleotide messenger RNA. RefSeq names its product DEAD-box ATP-dependent RNA helicase 51-like. The transcript has 12 exons. The record is from RefSeq and is a predicted model, not a curated record. Gene Ontology annotation, molecular function: nucleic acid binding; RNA helicase activity; ATP binding. Gene Ontology annotation, biological process: maturation of LSU-rRNA from tricistronic rRNA transcript (SSU-rRNA, 5.8S rRNA, LSU-rRNA). Gene Ontology annotation, cellular component: nucleolus. Lineage: Eukaryota; Viridiplantae; Streptophyta; Magnoliopsida; Malpighiales; Euphorbiaceae. The coding region runs from base 106 to 1902 and encodes 598 amino acids.
AGAGUUCAGACAUAAACCUCUUCUCCAAUUUGCCGCUGCUAACUCUUAAAACCCUAAAAAAAAAACUUUACACUGUAACUGAUUUUAUAAUUUGAAAUUAGUUCCAUGGCAGAAAAAGUAGAGGAGAAGCAGCCGCACAGUUCACCAACAGAUGGAGAUGAAGAGAAGAAGAGGAAGAGGAAGCGGAAUCGAAACCGGGCAAAGAAAGACAAAGAAGAAGAAGAAUCAGAGCAGCCUAAUGUUGAUGAUGAAAUCAGGGAUGUAAAUGACAAUAAAAAGAAGAGCAAGAAAAAGAAUAAGAAAAUUAAAAAUGAGGAAGUGAAGGAGGAAAUCGAAGCGAAUAACGAAGAGGAAGAGGAAGAAGAUAAUGAAUUAGAGAGUCAUGAGGAAGAAAAAGUGGAGAAGAAGGUGAAGAAAGGGAGUGGGAUUAUGAGUAGCGAGUCAUUUGAAUCGUUAGGGUUAUCUGAACCUACUCUUAAAGCUGUUCAGGAGAUGGGGUUUCAGUAUUUGACUCAGAUUCAAGCCAGGGCUAUUCCGCCUCUUUUAAUUGGCAAAGAUGUUCUUGGUGCUGCGAGGACGGGUUCUGGGAAAACUCUUGCUUUCUUGAUACCAGCUAUUGAGUUGCUGUAUAAUAUUCGUUUUGCUCCUCGAAAUGGCACUGGCGUUAUUGUCAUUUGCCCAACACGGGAGCUUGCCAUUCAGUCUCAUGCUGUGGCGAAGGAUCUUCUCAAACAUCAUUCGCAAACACUUGGUUUGGUCAUUGGGGGUUCUGCUAGAAAAGGAGAAGCAGAGCGUAUUGUUAAAGGAGUAAAUUUAUUGGUUGCAACGCCUGGUCGACUUCUUGAUCAUUUGCAAAACACAAAGGGUUUUAUUUAUAAAAACUUGAAGUGCCUUGUAAUUGAUGAAGCGGAUAGGAUACUGGAGGCAAACUUUGAAGAAGAAAUGCAACAAAUAAUCAAGCUUUUGCCAAAGAGUAGGCAAACUGCUUUAUUUUCAGCAACUCAAACCAAGAAGGUGGAGGAUCUGGCUCGUCUGUCAUUUCAAACAACUCCUAUCUAUAUCGAUGUGGAUGACGGAAGAACUAAGGUCACGAAUGAAGGUCUGCAGCAAGGAUAUUGUGUAGUGAAUAGUGCCAAAAGAUUUAUACUUCUCUACUCCUUUUUGAAGAGAAACUUGUCAAAGAAAGUUAUGGUUUUUUUCUCUUCAUGUAACUCUGUCAAGUUCCAUUCAGAACUUCUUAGAUACAUUCAAAUAGAAUGCUUUGAUAUACAUGGAAAACAAAAGCAGCAGAAACGAACCACUACCUUUUUUGAUUUCUGCAAAGUAGACAAGGGAAUAUUGCUAUGCACUGAUGUUGCUGCUCGUGGACUUGAUAUUCCUGCCGUGGACUGGAUAGUGCAAUACGAUCCUCCUGAUGAACCAAAGGAGUAUAUUCACAGGGUUGGUCGUACAGCCCGUGGAGAAGGUGGAAAAGGAAAUGCCCUGCUCUUUCUUAUUCCAGAAGAACUUCAAUUUUUGCGCUAUCUGAAGGCUGCAAAAGUCCCAGUCAAAGAGUACGAAUUUGAUGAGAAGAAGUUGGCAAAUGCUCAGUCUCAUCUGGAGAAGUUAGUUGCCAACAACUAUUAUCUGAACAAGUCUGCUAAAGAAGCAUAUCGAUCUUAUAUAUUGGCCUAUAAUUCGCACUCAAUGAAAGAUAUAUUUAAUGUCCAUCGCCUUGAUCUACAGGCGGUUGCUGCUUCAUUCUGCUUUUCUUGUCCGCCAAAGGUGAAUCUGAAUAUAGACAGCAAUGCUUCCAAAUUUAGAAACAAGGGCCAGAAAGGAAGCCGCAAUGGUUUCAGCGAGAGCAGCCCUUACGGACGGCACAGCAAUGGCGAUGAUAAACGUCAAUUCAUUAGGCAUUAGCUGGAUUGGUGUUUGCAAGUAAACACAUGAGUCCAACACUAAACUUAUCAAUGUUGUAAUUUUAGUGGUAGUAGUGUUUACUUGUGAUUUGUGGUUCUCCACAUGAAAUUUUGUUUAUUUGUUUAGGAACUGCUUGAUCGACUCCAAGGCUUAAUGUUGAAUAUACAUCAUUUGUUCAAUUGAAACUAUAAUCUUUAUUAUUA